AUGUGUCAAGAGGUCGUCCAGCAAUGCUGCCAUUGUGGUGACAACAUUGGUAUCUAUGUCACCCCUUGUCACAGCUGGUACGUCGAUGCACAAGUGGCUAACCGCGAGCGACGACAUAUCCCGCCAGCAUGGGACUGUAAGUUUCGUAUGAAACAGUUCCAGCCUAUGCUCACAGGUUGUCCCAAUAAUAACAUCUGCCUCUCGUGGUUUGGAAGCAUCCUCCCAGGUUUUGGGAACGCCCGGAACGAGGGUCCUGAGAUCAAAUUGGCCCGUGAAUUCGUCGCUCAUGAGAAGUUGGAGGAAUGGGAGGAUCAGUUUGCUCGUGAGUAUUUUCAGAAGAAGCCUAUUCCUCCUCGCAAGAAGCCCGAGAGUUUUAUGUUCUUGAUUCGCCAGGAUAUGAUGGGAGACCUUGAAUCCGUCACGUCUUUCGACAGUCUCGAGUCUGCAGAUACCGAUACAGAUACAGACUUUGGAGAAGGGAGUAAUCAAGAUGGCAAUGAAGAUAGUUACGAUGCUGACAGCGAGAACUCAACUCAAGAAAACGAGAUUUUGAACGAUGCCGCCUCCGAGGCCUCUGAGGUUGACCCCGAAGAUCUGUUCUACGGUGAUGUCCCCGACCGUGCCCGCGAUCCUGAACCCAAACUCGUUCGAGAGUACAAGGAGCCGGCCGUCUCUAUCAUGAACUUGUUCUUCUCUAUGAUGGACCUGGGACGUGACGGUGAUUUUGUUGAAUAA
Messenger RNA from Fusarium mangiferae, 735 nucleotides. RefSeq lists its product as uncharacterized. The record is from RefSeq and is a predicted model, not a curated record. The transcript has a single exon. NCBI's taxonomy places the organism in Eukaryota, Fungi, Ascomycota, Sordariomycetes, Hypocreales, Nectriaceae. Bases 1 to 735 code for a protein of 244 amino acids.